Molecule: messenger RNA, 165 nt
Organism: Choloepus didactylus (southern two-toed sloth)
Lineage: Eukaryota; Metazoa; Chordata; Mammalia; Pilosa; Megalonychidae
Product: apelin receptor early endogenous ligand
Exons: 1
Coding region: 1-165 (54 amino acids)
Biological process (GO): apelin receptor signaling pathway; heart development
Molecular function (GO): apelin receptor binding
Source: RefSeq, a predicted model, not a curated record
AUGAAAUUUCAGCAAUUCUUUUAUGCAUUUUUCAUUUUUAUGAUGAGCCUUCUCCUUAUCAAUGGACAGAGACCAGUUAAUUUGGCAAUGAGGAGAAAACUGCACAGACACAACUGCCUUCAGAGGAGAUGUAUGCCUCUCCAUUCACGAGUGCCCUUCCCCUGA